This is a messenger RNA of Drosophila montana, 3516 nucleotides long. It is a transcript of the gene ValRS, whose product is annotated as Valyl-tRNA synthetase. Gene Ontology annotation, biological process: valyl-tRNA aminoacylation. The transcript has 6 exons. Bases 169 to 3315 code for a protein of 1048 amino acids. Lineage: Eukaryota; Metazoa; Arthropoda; Insecta; Diptera; Drosophilidae. Gene Ontology annotation, cellular component: cytosol. Gene Ontology annotation, molecular function: ATP binding; aminoacyl-tRNA deacylase activity; valine-tRNA ligase activity. The record is from RefSeq and is a predicted model, not a curated record.
AAACAAAAGCAUCGAUAGUCGUGCGAGUACUUUCCAGCUGAGUAAAUAUAACGAUAUUUUAGGCAAAACAAUUUCUGCUCUGGUCACACCGUUUGCACACGUUUUCAUCUGUAGAUGCAAUCUGCAUAAAACAACUUUAAAACUCAAUUGAAGACAUUAACAAGCAGCAUGCCAGAACAGGAACAGCCAAGCACCGCCGAGACGCUAGCCGGUGAUGACGGCCCACCAAAGACGGCCAAACAAUUGGAAAAGGAGGCUAAGAAAGCUGAGAAACUAGCCAAAUUGCAGGCGAAGUUGGACAAAAAGGCGGCGGUAGCACCAGCGGCGGGUGAGAAGAAGGAGAAGCCCGAGAAACGCACCAAAGAGGUAAAAGAGGCUGCAGUUUAUACGGCCAACACAGCGCCUGGCGACAAGAAGGACAUCAGCGGAGCCCUCCCAGAUGCAUACAGUCCACGCUAUGUGGAGGCCCAGUGGUACAGCUGGUGGGAGAAGCAGGGCUUCUUUACACCCGAAUAUGGCCGUGAUUCCAUUGAUGCCCCCAAUCCGAAUGGUAAAUUCAUAAUGGUCAUACCGCCGCCCAAUGUUACGGGUUCGCUGCAUUUGGGUCAUGCGCUGACCAACGCGAUUGAGGACGCCAUCACGCGCUAUCAACGCAUGAAGGGACGCACCACGUUGUGGGUGCCCGGCUGUGAUCAUGCGGGCAUUGCCACACAGGUGGUGGUGGAGAAGUUGCUGUGGCGCGAUGAAGGCUUGUCAAGGCACGAUCUGGGCCGUGAGAAGUUCAUUGAACGCAUAUGGAACUGGCGACGCGAGAAGGGCGGUCGCAUCUAUGAUCAGCUAAAGGCUUUGGGCUCCUCCUACGACUGGACACGCGUUAACUUCACCAUGGAUCCGAAACUGUGCCGUGCCGUCACCGAAGCCUUUGUGCGCCUGCACGAACAGGGUGCCAUUUAUCGCAGCUCACGUUUGGUCAAUUGGUCGUGCACGCUGCGGUCCGCUAUAUCAGACAUUGAAGUGGACAAGGUGGAGCUGCCGGGACGCACGUUCCUGGCUAUACCUGGUUACAAGGAGAAGGUGGAGUUUGGUGUACUCAUCAAGUUUGCCUACAAGGUGGAGGAUAGCAAUGAGGAGAUCAUUGUGGCCACCACGCGCAUUGAAACAAUGCUGGGUGACACGGCUGUGGCUGUCCAUCCAAAGGACAAACGCUAUAAGCAUUUGCAUGGCAAGCAUGUGGUGCAUCCGUUCUGCGAACGCCGCCUGCCAAUAGUGUGUGAUGAGUUUGUGGACAUGGAUUUUGGAACAGGAGCAGUUAAAAUUACACCAGCUCAUGAUCCCAAUGACUACGAGGUGGGCAAACGCUGUAAUCUGCCUUUUAUUACCAUCUUCAAUGACGAUGGCUUCAUCAUUGGCGACUAUGGCGAGUUCACCGGCCUCAAGCGUUUCGAUUGCCGCAAACAACUACUGGAGCGGCUCAAGCAGUUAGGUCUUUAUCGCGAGACGAUCAACAAUGCAAUGGUGGUGCCCAUUUGUAGUCGCUCCAAGGAUGUGGUGGAGCCCCUCAUCAAGCCACAGUGGUAUGUCAAAUGCGCGGACAUGGCUGCCGCCGCCACAGAGGCUGUGCGCUCCGGUGAGCUGAAAAUUGUGCCGGAGCAUCACACGAAGACCUGGUAUCAUUGGAUGGAUGGCAUACGCGACUGGUGUGUCUCCCGGCAGCUCUGGUGGGGGCAUCGCAUACCCGCCUACCAUGUGAGCUUUAAGGAAUCCAGCAUUCAGCCUAGCACGUCUGAAGAAGAACAGUAUUGGAUUGUGGCACGCACUGAGCAGGAGGCUUUGAGCAAAGCCUCUGAACGCUUUGGCCUGGAUCCUAGUUUGAUUUUGUUGAAACAGGACGAGGAUGUGCUGGACACAUGGUUCAGCUCCGGCCUGUUUCCCUUUUCUGUGUUUGGUUGGCCAGACAACACGGCCGAUUUGCAGGCUUUCUACCCCACCUCGCUGUUGGAGACGGGCCAUGAUAUACUUUUCUUCUGGGUAGCACGCAUGGUCUUCUUUGGCCAAAAGUUGCUGGGCAAGCUGCCCUUCAAGGAGGUCUAUUUGCAUCCAAUGGUGCGCGACGCACACGGCCGAAAAAUGUCCAAAUCGCUGGGCAAUGUGAUCGACCCAAUGGACGUGAUAUGCGGUAUUACACUAGAGGGUCUGCACGAGCAGCUGAUUGGAUCUAAUCUCGAUCCACGUGAGAUUGAGAGGGCCAAGUUGGGUCAAAAGCAGGACUAUCCACAGGGCAUACCCGAAUGCGGCUCAGAUGCGCUGCGUUUUGCCCUGUGCGCUUAUAUCACCCAAGCGCGUGAUAUUAAUCUUGACAUCAAUCGCGUCCAGGGUUAUCGCUUCUUCUGCAACAAGCUCUGGAAUGCUACCAAAUUCGCGCUGCUCUACUUUAACGGCGAGGAACUGUACAAUACGCAGCUCACGCUCACUGAGCAUUCGAAUCAAAUGGACGCCUGGAUUCUGUCCCGUUUGGCGGCUACCAUUGAGACCUGCAAUGCUGGCUUCGAUACCUACGAUUUUGCUGCCGUGACCAGCGCCUGUUACGCCUUCUGGCUGUACGACGUUUGUGACGUGUAUCUGGAGUGCCUGAAGCCCAUCUUUCAGAGCGGCAGCGCAGAGCAGCAGGCGGCAGCCAGGCGCACUUUGUAUGUAUGUUUGGAUUAUGGCCUGCGUCUGCUGUCGCCAUUUAUGCCCUUCAUUACCGAGGAACUGUUCCAGCGUCUGCCGCGCGCAGACCGCACGCCCAGCAUUUGCGUAUCCAGUUAUCCAACCAACACAAACUGGCGCAACGCCCAAGUUGAAGCGGAUGUGGAAUUCGUGCAGAAGGCAGCACGCGUGAUACGCUCCGCGCGCUCUGAUUAUAAUUUGCCCAACAAAACCAAGACGGAGGCUUAUAUCGUUUGCACAGAUUCAGCCCCCAAUGCUAUACUUAAGCGUUAUGCCAGCGAUCUGUCUACCAUUGCCUACUGCUCCACUGUGACGUUCGACAGUCCGCCGCCCGCUGGCUGUGCCAUCCUCACCAUCUCAGGACAGUGUGAAGUGCAUCUGCUCCUCAAGGGUCUGAUCGAGGCCGACAAGGAGAUUGCCAAGCUGCACAAAAAACGCGAUCAACUAGAGCAGACCGUCAGCAAGAUAACCCAAGCAAUUCAGGCAUCCGACUAUGCUGCUAAGGUGCCAGCCGAGGUGCAAGCAGCCAAUGAGACAAAGCUAACUGAAUCCCGUACUGAAAUCGAACGCAUCGCUGCGGCCAUCGAGACGCUGAAACUUAUGUGAAGUAAUCAAUCCUUGAGCUGGACAGAAUGAGCUGCAAUAUGUUGAUAUUCUCUAAGACGCUUGACUAUACUCGCUUGAAAUCAGAAUAGCAAAAUAAGCUCCAAUGCAUUUUUGUUGCUUUAAACAUUAUUAACUAAUAGCUACAAUUUAUAAAAUAUGAGCUAAUUUAUUAAAUGAAACACAGGAAAUUUUAAAAAGCAA